UAUAGAUUAAACCCUCGUUUUCAUUACAAUUUGUAUUCAAUUUUACAUUUUUCUACAGGAUUUUAACGAAAAGGAGACUUCGAAACUUUAGCAGAUUGGCGGCUCAAAGUUUUGACUCAGCUGUUUGGUGAUUUUUCUUCUUCUUCCCCCUGCUCUUCACCUGCUUAAUUGGAGCUAUGGUUCCCCAAUGACCACGUUGGCGAGCUCGACGAUCUCUAUAUUCGCUGAAUCACGCUCCCCCAUCUCCCAGAUCUUCGAAACCUUCGGAAACUUCAUGACUGCCCACAAUCCGAAAUGUUAAAACCCCUCAAAACCCCACCUCGUAUGUGCCUCCAUAGCCUUAUUUCUGUAUUGGGUUCUCACCAAUCCCUCAAAUUCUCAUCGGAGCCGAACCCUUGUUCAGCCGCUUCACUUUCAUCACCCACAGACCCUUUUCCCGAAUUGGUCUCUAAGAUUUCUGAUAUUCUUUCUCGCCCCAAAUGGGAAUGGAGUUCAGAGCUUUGCCAUCUGAGCCCCAAACUCAGACCCCAUCACGUAGUGAAGCUCCUCGAAACGCACAAGAACACGGAUUCGGUCUUGCGCUUCUUCUUCUGGAUUUCGAGGAGGCAUUUCUUCAAACACGAUAUGAGCUGCUUCGUUUCGAUGCUGAAUAGGCUUGUCCGCGAUCGUCUUUUUGCGCCGGCAGACCAUGUAAGAAUUCUAAUGAUUAAAACAUGUAGAAAUGAAGGAGAGGUUAAGCGGGCAAUUCAGUUUUUGAGUGAGAUUAAUACCAAAUACGGUUUUGGGUAUACUUUGUAUAGUUUUAAUACUCUUUUGAUUCAGUUGGGCAAGUUUGAAAUGGUUGGUUUAGCUCGAGAUGUGUAUAUCGAGGUGCUUAACAGUGGGAUCAGACCCAGUUUAUUGACAUUUAAUACAAUGAUAAAUAUUUUAUGCAAGAAGGGAAAGAUUCAAGAGGCAGAGUUGAUUUUGAGUCAUAUUUUUCAUUAUGAUGCCUGCCCAGAUGCUUUUACAUACACAUCUUUGAUUCUUGGGCAUUGUAGAAAUCAUAAUUUAGAUUUGGCAUUUGAGAUGUUUGACCAAAUGGUGAAAGAGGGGUGCGAUCCAAACUCGGUAACUUAUUCAACCCUUAUCAAUGGACUAUGCGGUGAAGAGAGGUUAGAAGAGGCAAUGGAUUUGCUCGAAGAAAUGGUUGAGAAAGGGAUCGAACCAACAGUAUAUACAUACACAAUUCCAAUAGUUUCAUUAUGUGAUGCUGGUUGUUCCAGUGAGGCGGUAGAGCUUCUAGGCAAAAUGAAAAAGAGGGGCUGUCGUCCAAAUGUUCAAACGUUUACAGCAUUAAUUAGUGGUUUAUCUCGAGAUGGGAAAAUUCAGGUUGCAAUUGGCCUAUAUCACAAGAUGCUGACUGAUGGUUUGGUUCCAACGACUGUUACAUACAAUGCCUUGAUUAAUCAAUUGUGUGUGGAAGGAAGAUUUGAAAUUGCUCUCAAAACUUUUCAGUGGAUGGAGAGUCAUGGUAGUUUGCCGAAUACACAAACAUAUAACGAAAUAAUUAAAGGGUUUUGCUCAAUUGGUGACAUUCAGAAGGCAAUGGUUCUCUUUGACAAAAUGCUCAAGACUGGUCCUUCYUCAAAUGUGGUAACUUACAAUACACUUAUUUGCGGAUAUAGCAAGCAGGGAUACAUGAACAAUGCAAUGAGAUUGUUUGAAAUGAUGAAGGGUAAUGGAUGUAAGCCAGAUGCUUGGACUUAUACUGAACUUAUUUCGGGGUUUUCUAAAGGGGGAAAAUUGGACUGUGCAKCUUCUMUUUUCAAUGAAAUGAUGGAAAAUGGUAUUUCUCCAAAUCAGGUUACGUAUACAGCAAUAAUUGAUGGAUACUUCACAGUGGCAAAAGUGGAUGAUGCCUUAGCAAUGUUUAAGAGGAUGGUGGAAAGUGGAAACCUUCCAAGUAGUGAAACCUACAAUGUGAUGAUAAGUGGUUUCUCUAAAAUUAAUCGUAUUUCUGAAGCAGAGAUUUUCUGUGGUAGAAUGGUGAAGCAAGGUUUGUCCCCAAAUGUCAUUACCUACACAUCUUUGGUCGAUGGGCUCUGCAGGAAUGGCAGGACAGGUCUUGCAUUCAAGAUUUUCCAUGACAUGGAGAAAAGAAAUUGUUUGCCAAAUUUAUACACUUAUAGUUCCCUAAUUUAUGGUUUAUGCCAAGAAGGUAGGGCUCAGGAUGCAGAAAGGUUACUUGAUGGAAUGGAGAGGAAGGGAUUAACCCCUGAUGAGAUAACAUUUACCUCUCUUAUGGAUGGUUUUGUUGCACUUGGCAGAAUUGAUCAUGCAUUUCUCCUUUGCAGGCGAAUGAUUGAUGUUGGCUGCAGACCCAAUUACCGAACCYUUGGCAUAUUGCUGAAGGGUUUGCAAAAGGAAAGUCAGUUGGUUACAGAAAAAGUUGUAGCCCAACAUGAAGUCAUGUAUACUUGURGCUCUGAUGAGAAAAAUAGCACAUCAUAUACACUGUACAGUCUCCUGGCUAGAUUGUCUUACUAUGGAUGUGAACCAACUGUUGAUACAUACACCACUUUGGUGAGAGGCUUGUGUGGAGAGGGUAGAUGCUAUGAGGCAGAUCAGCUGGUCGGUAGCAUGAAAGAGAAAGGGUUGCCACCUGGUGAAGAAAUUUAUCAUGCUCUAUUGGUUGGGCAAUGUAAGAACUUGGAAGUGGAAUCUGCUCUUAAAAUCUUUGACUCUAUGGUUACAAUGGGUUUUCAGCCCCUCCUAGCAGCUUACAAGGUGCUCGUAUGUGCGCUUUGCAAAGCAAGUUACAAGCAAGAAGCUCAAACUUUGUUUCAAACUAUGCUUGAAAAGCAUUGGAAUAGUGAUGAGGUUGUCUGGACAGUUUUGCUUGAUGGAUUACUCAAGGAAGGGGAGAUCGAUCUAAGUUUGAAGCUUCUUCAUGUCAUGGAAUCUAGAAAUUGCACUCUCAAUUUCCAGACAUAUGUUAUGUUAGCCAGAGAACUAUCUACACUAGAUAACUCAAUUGAGAUCCCUCAAAUCUUUGAACAGUUGAGAAUUAUAAAGGAUACAAAAUGAAUCAAGGUUCUUUUAUUUGAACGACGAGAAUGCUCUCAAGCUUCCAAUAUAAUGGACCUUGUUCUAAUGGGAUCCAACAAGUUCUCGAAUUUAACCGAUGGCAUUUCCCMUCCUGAAUGGCUGAAACAAUUUGUAUUGCUGUUAUUUACUAACGUGAAGAACCAACUGUAGAUGUACUUUAGAAGAAGACGGAAAUUGCUCUACAAGAAGCUUCUAAAGGGUAAAAGUGACAGUUUCUGCACCAGAGCUUUCUAUGUUCUUGAUGACCAUUAUAACAGGAAUAUCUACCGCCUAUACGUAAUAUUGAUGCUUCUACACCACACGAUUUGUUGAUUCACUUUAUUCUUUCCGUCACCAAAGACAGUACCGACAGAAUGCUGCCGCGGAGCAGGUCACUUCAUUCCAUGUCACUAGUAUGAGUCAUCAAUAAAGAGUUCGGUGGUUGAUUAGUUGCAGGAUCACUAACCGAAGUAUAAUGUCAAUUGUUUUGUCCUAGAGUUAAACCCAUUCUUACGGGUGCCUAAAAUUUUGGCGCUUCCUGAAUAAUAGAUAUAUGAGAAAGAACCGUGAAUAAAUGUAUAUGUUCAGCACAAAAAUUUUGGGGCCUAUGUCCGACCCAAGUAUAAUUGAUUAAUUAAUGUAUCAUUUCAAAUUCUGCUGUGUUCUUUAAUCGUCUCAAUGUGCACUAUCUAUAACCAUACUUAUGAAACUUUUUGAUGCCUCCCAAAAAUAACAUCUCUGUUUAAUGGAAACAGUUGAAGGCUGAUAAUUUGCUGUUGGAAUGGAGAAACUGAAUGGUCUGUUUGAGGCAUUUAUAAUUGUUUAACACCAUUACAGAUUUAAGUGAUUUAGACCCAGAAGAUAGCAGAGAAUCCAAGGUGCCAUCACAUGCAAUGGACUCAUGGGGGAAUUUUGAGCUUUUGGGCUGAAGGAAGUAACGUUCCCCUUGGCAGGUAGGCUUUCCAGAAAAUUUUGAUUUGGGUUUGGACAAUAAAGACCUGUUUGGCUAAUGGGCAAUCUUCCUAGUUCCUCCCUUAAAAAGAAACCAGCAACAGAAAACAGAUGAAAGAGGAAAAUGCUCUGAAACAGAUGGGUAGGCAGAGUAGUGAACCCACCAUGGUUGGUACCUCCAUAGCCCUGUUACAAGCAAGGUUCAGACAGUUGCAGAAAGACAAGCAAAGGAGGGAGAAGAAGGAGCUUAUUAACCUGUUAUCUGAUUCAAACCGGGUUGAUGCCUCGAUAAUGCAUUUAGAACCCAGAAGCUCGUCGUCAACCCUGAGAGAUAUGGAGUCGGUGGACUCCGACUCGCUCUCCCUUGGCCUUUACUUGCAAAAUGCAGGUAAACAAGCUCAUAUCUUUGAAGCUAGGUCAAUGCCUGCUGUGACCAAGUUCUGGCCUGACAAUUCAGUCACGGCAAGUAUGUCGAGAAGUUUCGAUAGUCCAGACGUGGAUACCACUCUUCAUCUAUAGAGAACUUCUUCACUUAGUAUUUAUGUUGGUUUAUUUGCUUGCUUCUCUCCCAACUUAAGAAUGAAAAGAGUGUGUGCAACUGAACUGAUAUGUAGUGUGAUCAAUUAUGUAUUGAUGAUGCUGUGGAUAUUUUGUGAGUUGUAGUUUUUGCUUGGUUAGCUCUAGGAAUGUGCCUUAUGAGAAAAGGAGGGAAGGGAAGUGAUGGAAAAUAACUCUCAGAUGAUCUCUUUUAUCAGUUUCAUAAUGUUUAAAUAUCUCUUUUUUUCUUCUUUUUUAUUCUUCUCUGUAUGGAAGUAUGGAGUAUAUAAAGUAAGGAAAUUCUCUGA
Molecule: messenger RNA, 4865 nt
Organism: Momordica charantia (bitter melon)
Lineage: Eukaryota; Viridiplantae; Streptophyta; Magnoliopsida; Cucurbitales; Cucurbitaceae
Source: RefSeq, a predicted model, not a curated record